GGGCGGGCGUGCCGGCCCUUUCGGGAGCGCGUCCGGCGCCGACCAGACCCCGCGCGGACACUAGUGGGCACCUGUCUGCGUAGGCAGGGCUUUGGGGUCUGGGGCUGUCAACAAGCCCCCGGGCGCCGGCGACCCUGCUGCACGUUUGCACCGGGUGUGGGCAGGGUCUGGGUCUGCGUGAACCUCUUGGUGGCUCUUGUCAGUGUGUGCACCCACCUGUCUGCCGAGCUGGGGACCCUGGGGUUCUGACUGCCAGCUCUGGACGAUUGACAGUUGAUUUCACCGGGGAGUGCAUGGUGAGGAGCAUGCCCAGACCGUCUCUCGGAGCCUCCUGAGAGGACCCUGAACUCUGCUCCUGACCCACUGCAUUCUGCUCCUGAUCCAUCAGGGGAUGCCAGGAAGAGACAGUCCAGCUCCACCCCACAUGUACUCCAGCAGAGCCGUACCUUCCUCUGACUGAUGACCUAGUGAGCCUGACAGAAGACCUCAAGACCUCCAUCAACUGCUUCCCUUUUCUACUUGCUUGAAUCCUGUCUGAAGAGCUCCAGGCUCUAUCUAGCCUACAGAAUCAUUUAUUCAGUGGAUAAAUUUCCUAGGGCAGAGGCUAGUCAGUUUGUCACACUUUAUAGUGUAAAGAAGAGCUGAGCUGGAAGUUCUCCCUGGAUAUCAAGUGAAAGUAGAUUGAUGUUGGGGGAAGGGAAGGCAGGUCCUGGUUGAGCUGUGCAGUGGUCCCAAGGGUGGCCUCAGACUGGAAGCUAUGAGGAGUGCCCUAGUGAGUCUGGAUCUCUUGCCCCAACUCCCCAGCUUACUGUUCCUGAGCUUCUGUGCCAGACCACAGCUGGUCAUCUAGUAAGGAGCAGUCUACCCUGGGCUGGGUCCCUGCUCCCCAUACAUAUCUUUGGCCAAGUGGGUGAGUGUUCCCCUCCAUCCCAACUUUUCAUGUGUAGGUUAUGGUAGUUCUGACCUAGGACCUGCCACGGCUUAGGGCAAGAUCCCUAGGCCUCUGGUGGACCCAACAGAGGUAUCCUGUGUUGGUCUUGUGAUUGUCAAUGCAGGGUAGCCUCUGAGGCAGGGCACUGAGGGCAUUUGGCUCUUGGUCCUGAGGACCAGGGGCAUGUCACUGGUGCUAGCGUGCUGGACCUGACACUUAUCUGAGCUUCUUGGUGGUGGCCUCAGCCUCUCUACCUCUAAGAUGGGGUGACCAAGGGUCAUGGUGGAUGGGAGCCCUAGGCUCUGUGGUCCCUUGUCUGUGGAACAGAUGUGUUGAGGGCUCCCCAUGCCCUCGUGGGACCAUGUGUUCAGCUACUUGUCCAGACUGUCUGAGUGAACUCCAACUCAGCCCUCCCUGGCUAUGCUGUCUGGGGUCAGUAACUCAGCCUCUCUGUGCCUUGUGUGCUUUUAUGGUGUUGGUAGGCAGUUAUAGUGCAUUGUCAGGGCUUGGGGACACUCAAGGCCACACAUUCUGAACCUGUGGAGGGACUCAGCUCCAGGGCAUCAGUGCUGCCUGGUGGGUGGCUGGUAGAGGAGUAUCUGGUCAGUAGCUGGUGGUAGAUGCUUGCUGGCCGGUAAGGCAAUAGGCUAAGGCUUGCUGGGCUCCUUGGGGGCUCAAGAUGCCUCUAUGCCCUAUGCCAGCUCGUUCUAUCAGCCUCUAACUCUAUAGGGGAGGAUGGGGCUUACUAGGGGCUGCAUCCCUGGGGAGGGUGACUGGUGUUAUGCUGUGGUCUGUAGGAGUCCUGGGGUCCUUCUUGACUAGGCUGUGCUGGGCUCCAAGGGCCCUGCCUUUGAGCAGAUUCCUCCCUGGGGCGGGUUGCAAGGGCAGUAGGUGGAGUCCAAAAACCACAAGUUGGAGGCUAACCAGAAUCUCCUUAGGAAUUCUGAGGUUGGGGGCAAAAUGCCGGCAGGAUUGCCUUGGGUUGACAAGGGAGAAUUAGUAGAGACCAUUGUAAGGCCUACCUCCCUCCUGAGAGCCCAGGCACAUGAGACGCCUGGGAUCAUCAGGAGGCUGUGCUGUGACUAUGGGUAGUAUCACACUGUGGGGACCACUCCUGCCUCUGCCCUGGGGGCUCUGGCCAGGGUCGGGAGGCACAGGGCUCUUCCUGGGAUCUGGGCUGGUCUAUCCCUCUCCCUGCUGUCCUGGACCCUUGGUCCUUCUCACCCUGACACUUGGUGAAGGGCUUGAGUUCCUCAGGCUGGGGAGGGCAUCCAAGGGAGCAGGGCCUUUGGGCCUUGUAGUGGUGUCCAGGUAAGUGAAGGAGGCAGAGACCUCAGGUGCCCUGCAUCACCUCAAGACCCUAGCUUGGGACUUGGGCUGUCUGGAUGGGGAGGGCAGUGCCUGCUGGGGAGGCCCUCCCAUGGGUGUUGGGGUGGCUCAUCUGUCUUCCCAUGGUGAGUCAGACAGGGCUGGGGCUGGGUGUGGUUGGGAGAGGCUGCUGAUGGGCUCGGGGACCAAAGUUGGGGGCUGAGGCAGGGAUUCUUGCUGGGGUCUCUGUUGUGGUGAGGUUACUCAGAGAUGGCACUUGGCCCAUCGGCUUCUAUGGGCAGAGCCCCAGGUACUGUAGGCGCUUUCUGUCCCCUCCCUGGGCAGUUCCAGGUUUUCCUGUGGUGACAGCCUCUAGACUGGCUGCUUUAGCCCAGGUCUGGUGUAGAGGGUCUAGCCUUUCCUGGGCAGUCAGUCCAGCUCCACAGGACCAUGACUUGUGAGGGGGGGUAGCAGACAUUGGGGGUUGCUGAUAAAUGACUCAUUCUGCUAUUGGAGUCCCAUCUCAUUGGUAAGAGGCCCUCAGAGGCACUUGGAGGCAGUGGCAGGACCAUAGAGGGCUGAGUGGGGUGUGCUUCCCUUCCAGGUUGGCCCUGUUGCUGCGGUCUACUCUACUCUAGGCCUUCUCCCAAUGGGUGGGUGGAACAGGGUCUUACUCACUGGGUGGGAUGACGGUGUCAGUCCUCCAAGGACUUCUGCCACCUGUUGCUGCCCAGGACAGGCUGUGAGGAGGUAUCUGGGACCAGUGGACCUGGAUUGGCAGGCAGGGGAGGCCCUGCCCCUGGCACUAGGCCCAUUGGGCCAUGAGGCUGCUUCCUGCCAGGUGCGUGUUCAGGCCCAGCCUAGUCUUCCGGCUCCCAUUUCUUCAUUGGACCCAAGUCCCAGGCAUGGAAAAUCCCACUGUGUUUGGCAGGUCUGAGCAUGAGGGGUGGGGCAUCUGGGUCUCAGAGGCCACAGUUGGAGACCACAGUCCCUGUCCAGCUGGCCCCUCCUUUGAAUUCUGACCCUAGGUAAUCUGACCUCCUUCUCGGUUUGUGUUCCCCGACCCUUGUGCCCUGCUUCGGUGCCCUCAGCCACUCCCCAGGCUAUCUAACCAGGGAAGCAUUAAGACAGGGUAGAGCUGAGUGUUGGUCAGUGGAUGCAGCUGGCUUGCUCUGUCCCUGGCUGCCCUUCCAGGGCUUCAGAUCAGGGGAGAUCAUGGCCCCCUGAGAAUUGACGCUGGUCUAGUGCACAGGGUCUGUCUUGUCCCCUGGCUGGGUGAAUGGACCACAAGAGCAGCAGAUCCUGUGUGCUUUCAUGGCCUACCUGCGUGCUGUGCUAUGCGGGGGAAAACUCCAGGGGCUCACAGGGUGGUGAAGGAGGAGAUUUUUGAUGAUAACGCCAAGCUGCCCUGCUUCAAUGGACGAGUGGUUUCCUGGCUGGUCCUAGCUGAGGGUGCUCACUCGGAUGCAGGAUCCCAGGGCACUGACAGCCACACGGACCUGCCCCCACCCCUUGAGCGGACAGGUGGCAUCGGGGAUUCCCGGCCCCCAUCUUUCCAUCCAAAUGUGGCCAGCAGCCGCGAUGGAAUGGACAAUGAAACAGGCACAGAGUCCAUGCUCAGUCACCGGCGGGAACGAGCCCGGCGUCGGAACCGUGAAGAGGCUACCCGAACCAAUGGGCACCCAAGACGGCGGGACCUGGGGCUUCCCCCAGACAGCGCAUCCACUGCACUGAGCAGCGAGCUCGAGUCCAGCAGCUUCAUCGACUCAGAUGAGGAGGACAACACAAGCCGGUUGAGCAGCUCCACUGAGCAGAGCACCUCCUCCCGGCUUAUUCGGAAACACAAGCGCCGGAGGCGGAAGCAGCGCUUGAGGCAGACGGACCGGGCCUCCUCGUUCAGCAGCAUUACUGACUCCACCAUGUCUUUGAACAUCGUCACCGUCACGCUCAACAUGGAGAGGCAUCACUUCCUGGGCAUCAGCAUCGUGGGCCAGAGCAAUGACCGGGGAGACGGUGGCAUCUACAUUGGCUCCAUCAUGAAGGGCGGGGCUGUGGCCGCUGAUGGCCGCAUCGAGCCAGGAGACAUGCUGCUGCAGGUGAAUGAUGUCAACUUUGAGAACAUGAGCAACGAUGAUGCUGUGCGGGUGCUGCGGGAGAUCGUGUCCCAGACGGGACCCAUCAGCCUCACAGUGGCCAAGUGCUGGGACCCGACCCCUCGGAGCUACUUUACCAUCCCGAGGGCUGACCCGGUGCGGCCCAUCGACCCAGCUGCCUGGCUGUCCCACACGGCGGCACUGACAGGCGCCCUGCCCCGCUAUGGUACGAGCCCCUGCUCCAGCGCCAUCACACGCACCAGCUCCUCCUCACUAACCAGCUCAGUGCCCGGCGCCCCACAACUGGAGGAGGCACCCCUGACUGUGAAGAGUGACAUGGGUGCCAUCGUCCGAGUCAUGCAGCUGCCGGACUCGGGGCUGGAGAUCCGAGACCGCAUGUGGCUCAAGAUCACCAUUGCCAAUGCUGUCAUUGGGGCUGACGUGGUGGACUGGCUGUACACACAUGUGGAGGGCUUCAGAGAGCGGCGGGAGGCAAGAAAGUACGCCAGCAGCAUGCUGAAGCACGGCUUCCUGCGGCACACUGUCAACAAGAUCACCUUCUCUGAGCAGUGCUACUAUGUCUUCGGGGACCUAUGCAGCAAUCUCGCAGCUCUGAACCUCAACAGUGGCUCCAGUGGAGCCUCGGAUCAGGACACCCUGGCCCCGCUGCCCCACCCACCUGCACCCUGGCCCCUGGGUCAGGGCUACCCCUACCAGUACCCUGGGCCCCCGCCCUGCUUCCCGCCUGCCUACCAAGAUCCUGGCUUCAGUUAUGGCAGUGGCAGCGCCGGGAGUCAGCAGAGUGAAGGGAGCAAAAGCAGCGGGUCCACCCGGAGCAGUCGUCGGGCCCCGGGCCGAGAGAAGGAGCGCCGGGCAGCCGGAGCUGGGGGUAGUGGCAGUGAAUCGGACCACACGGCACUGAGUGGGUCAGGUGGCACUGGCUGGCGGGAGCGUCCAGUCAGCCAGCUUAGCCGUGGCAGCAGCCCUCGCAGCCAGGCCUCAGCUGUUGCCCCAGGGCUCCCCCCACUGCACCCCCUGACAAAGGCCUACACAGUGGUGGGCGGGCCACCUGGGGGGCCGCCUGUCCGGGAGCUGGCCGCUGUCCCCCCAGAGUUGACAGGCAGCCGCCAGUCUUUCCAGAAGGCCAUGGGAAAUCCCUGCGAGUUCUUUGUGGACAUUAUGUAACCAGCGGCUAGUGCCUUCAGCCCUGCCUGAGGCAGGGGAAGUCCGUGGUUGUGCUGUACUGGGAGCUCUGUAGGCUUGCCUUAGUGGCGGCCAGCUGGGACAGGUCAGCUGUGGGGCCUGGGCAGUGGGAACAGGCUGGAGAGGGGCUGAGGGCAGCCAUAAUCCCAUGGUUGGACUUGGCAUCCUGCCUGCUCCUGGUGGUAGAGCAGCUUGUAUCCUUGCAGACCCUCAUGGGGGGGCCAUCGCUGUCCUGAGGCGGGCCUGACCUGCCCCUUAGCAAGAGCCUCAGGAACCCCUUGACUUCUCCUUUGGGUGUGACCCCCUCCAGGGUGAGGAAGACCCUCUUGGGUUCCAUGUUGUCCCCCACUCUCCUAGAGCUGUGCACAGGGCCCCAGACUGAACCAGGAUCAAACACUCACCCCCCACAGUUCAUAGGCCUUGCCCAUUAGGCCCAGGGGGCUUCAAGGGGUAGGAUGUAGCCCACAGGCCCCUCUGGCUUCCUGAGGGGGUGUAACUUAUUUAUUUAUUGUUGGCCUGCCUGGUCUGGGGGCGGCAGCCGGUCACCCAGCUCAGGCAGUUUGCAUGUUCCCCCCUCCUGGGACUCAGAGCAAAUGUGGGGGACACAAGCCGUGACAGAAUGUGUGGAGGACAGUCAGUUGGGGAGACAGGAGAGUGGCCAGGCACCUGUGCACUGCGCGUGGCCCUCAGUCCAGGGCGCAGAUGCUGCAGGGUUGGGGUCCUAGGGAGGACCUGUCCCAUCCUUGCAGUCCUUGGUGGUCACCCACCCACACAUGCUGCUGCCUUCCUGGCAUGGCAGCCCCACCGUCUGCACUGUAGAUAUUGUGUCAAAGUUUGAGCGUCUGGCUAGUUCCUGUAGAGCUGCUUCUGUGUAAAUGCUGCUUCUGUG
Molecule: messenger RNA, 6424 nt
Organism: Castor canadensis (American beaver)
Lineage: Eukaryota; Metazoa; Chordata; Mammalia; Rodentia; Castoridae
Source: RefSeq, a predicted model, not a curated record